AAUUCAUAGUUAGAUCUAAAUUCUAAUAGUAAAAAUUAAUUGUAAAAUAUCCGAUAUUACUCUUAUCUCUCGUCUCCCAAGUCCCGCAACUUAAAAGGCCAAAACAGAACACACAAACGUGUCUACGUUUACAAUCUCUGAAAGCAGCUUUCUGACCCAUAUAAAAAAAUGGACGGAUUCGAUCGAAUCCCCGACGCGCUCGUCCUCUUCAUCUUCAACUCCGUCUCCGACAUCAAGACCCUGAUCCGCUGCCGGGCAGUCUCCAAACGAUUCAAUUCGCUCGUCCCUCAUACCGAGUCGCUCCUGCUGAAAGUCGACCGUGUCGUUUCUUCUGAAUCUGGCAACACCGACGCGGCUCUCCUCACCUUCCUCCGAUCGAUCCUCAAGUCCUUGCACAACCUCCUGUUGCCCAAGCCCCACCCGAUCCAGACCCGUUCCCUUCUGAACUCGCCCGCCCAAAUCCUCCGCGGGUUCGAGAAGAUCAAAAACCUCGAGAUCGAGCUCCCGUCCGGCGACCUCAAGCUGGAGAAAAAAGCCGUCGUCAUGUGGAGGGCUGAGUUCGGGAGUACUCUCAGGAGCUGCAUUAUCUUCGGGUUUCGCGAAAUACGAACUUCGCAGUCGCCGAUGACGCGGAUACCAGCUGACUUCUUCGACGUGGACUUCGCGGGAGGGCUGAAGCUGAGAGUGGUAUGGACAAUAAGCGCAUUGAUAGCGGCGUCGGCGAGGCACUAUUUGCUGAAGGAGGUGGUUAAGGAGCACGGCGAGUUGGAGAGGGUGGUUUUGAAAGACAGGGAAGGAGAGGGGACGGUGGUGAUGGACAAGGAGGGGCUAAGAGAGUUUGCGGAGGGAGCGGAGCCGCAGGUAAGCGACAACACGGAGGGAAUGGCGGCUGCGCAGGAUGGGUUGGUGGGCGGAGAGGCGGAGGGGGAGGGGGGUUGGGAGAGAAAUAAUGGAGGCAGGACAACGGUGCCGAGCGUGAGGAUGAGAAUGAGACACAUGCAGAAGCUGGAGCUGAAAGGAGGAGCAUGGAUGGACGGCGCGACACUUGUGAUGGUAAGGCCCACGAGUUCAAACAAGACGGUGGAGGAAGAUGAGGUGGACAAGAUGGAUGCUGAAUUGGCUUUGGAGGCUUUCGGUGGAGGGGUGUACGGAGAGGCUGUACAAUCUCUGCUCAAUACUCGUGGCUACCUCUUGGAAAUGAACUCCUUUUAAUUUUUAAUUUUUAGAAUUUUCAAAUGCAAUCGUCUUUGGUCAUACGUUUUGUUAAUAACUAAAUAAAUAAAAAUAUAACAAAUUAAGUAGUACGAUAGAGAUGAUAAAUUAGGAAGGAAGAUCAAAGUCAUUGUUUAUGAUCCCUCUUAUAUAUGUUCGUUUCCUUUGGUGAAAACUAGAGUCUUAACAGUUGUAAAUGCGUAUCCUUUUGUUUGAAAUGAAGACUUCCCCACUGCAAUUCAUCAAAA
This is a messenger RNA of Juglans microcarpa x Juglans regia, 1460 nucleotides long. RefSeq names its product F-box protein At1g22220. NCBI's taxonomy places the organism in Eukaryota, Viridiplantae, Streptophyta, Magnoliopsida, Fagales, Juglandaceae. The transcript has 2 exons. Gene Ontology annotation, molecular function: protein binding. The coding region runs from base 169 to 1212 and encodes 347 amino acids. The record is from RefSeq and is a predicted model, not a curated record.